Molecule: messenger RNA, 588 nt
Organism: Sipha flava (yellow sugarcane aphid)
Lineage: Eukaryota; Metazoa; Arthropoda; Insecta; Hemiptera; Aphididae
Product: acyl-coenzyme A thioesterase 13-like
Exons: 3
Coding region: 79-528 (149 amino acids)
Molecular function (GO): fatty acyl-CoA hydrolase activity
Source: RefSeq, a predicted model, not a curated record
UUAUUAUUCUAUUAUUUUUAGUUUAAAAAUAUUAUUAUUGAAAAAAAAAUACAUUUACUUUUAAUACACAUUUUUGAAAUGGCAAGUAAAAAAGCAAUUGAUGGAAUUAAAAAAAUAUUAUCAUUUUCAAUAAAACGUAAUGGAUUUGACAGGGUUCUAGAUAAGGUGGAUGUAACAUCUGCUGGUAAUGGCCAAUGUACUGCUGAGAUGGUCGUCAACGUAGAACAUACUAAUGUACAUGGGACUCUCCAUGGAGGUUUUACAGCAACUGUUGUUGAUGUAAUUUCUAGUAUGGCAGUAUUAACUCAUCCAAGAGUUAUUGACAAUAUUGAAUCUUUUCCAAAUAGUGGUGUUACAGUUGAUCUUCAUGUUUCGUAUUUGGCUUCAGCAAAAAUUGGUGACCGAGUGGUCAUUAAUGCAGAAACUUUAAAACUUGGAAAAAAUUUAGCAUUUUUAAAAGUGUCAUUGAUCAGGAAAGAUGACAAUGUUACUAUAGCAGAAGGAACACAAACUAAAUUUGUGGGAUGACUAAAAAUAUUUUUCACUUUAUAUUACAUAUGAUAGUAGAUUUUAAUUGAUUUUCAUAUU